Molecule: messenger RNA, 4283 nt
Organism: Nothobranchius furzeri (turquoise killifish)
Lineage: Eukaryota; Metazoa; Chordata; Actinopteri; Cyprinodontiformes; Nothobranchiidae
Gene: osbpl1a
Product: oxysterol binding protein-like 1A
Cellular component (GO): plasma membrane; perinuclear endoplasmic reticulum; cytosol
Molecular function (GO): cholesterol binding; protein binding
Source: RefSeq, a predicted model, not a curated record
AGCUCAGACUAGUUCCGCUGAGAGCAGAUCAGCUGAUCUGUGUGUAAACAGCAGAGUAGGAGAGUCAGAAAGGUACAUAUUUCUCCGUGUGUGAGCCAGCUGCAGAUAUAACGUGGAAGUGUGUGAGUUAGUGUGUGUGAGACAUAGAGAGAGGGAGCGAGAGUGAUGAGUCAGUGGAUUUGCGCCGCGUUGAAUUCGCUGCAGUAGAGCGGCAGCAGCAGGAGGAGCAAACGGCUCCGAGGGGCUUCACACAUCCCAUUCAGCUCACUGAGGGCCCUGUGGACACACAGCAGGUCUGACUGGAGUCCUGGAUCUCAACCCCUCUGCGCUGGAAAUCUGUGUCGAUGGAGGAGCUGGAGACAGAGGAGCAGUUCCUGCAGUACGCCCGGAACGGAGAUCUGCCGGGAAUUCAAAGGCUCCUUGAGGCCAAGACAAGGCGGGAGGCGCAGAUUAACAUCGACUGCAAAGGUAAGAGUAAGUCAAACCUGGGAUGGACGCCUCUUCACUUAGCUUGUUAUUUUGGUCACAAAGAUGUAGUAGAGGAGCUUCUCAAGGCUGGCGCAAACGUAAACUUGCCCAAUAAUAUCGGAGAUACGCCGCUGCACAAGGCUGCCUUCACAGGCAGAAAGGAGGUUGUCAUGCUGCUGCUGCGUUAUGAUGCAUGUGCUACUGUCAUCAAUGGGACCGCACAGAUUCCCAAAGAUGUCACUCAAAAUGCAGAGAUCAGAAGCAUGCUGGAAGCGGCUGAGAGGACGGAAGAGAGGAAGCUGGAGGAGAAACUUUUGGAAUCUGCGCGGGAAGGAGACCUAUCGACACUGUCUCAGUUGCUCAACAGGAAGAAGCCUCCAGAUAUCAACUGCACAGAUCUGCUGGGUAACACUCCGCUGCACUGUGCUGCUUAUCGAGGCCAGAGGCUGUGCGCCCUGAAGCUGCUCAAGAGUGGAGCUGACCCGAACGCUAAAAACAAAAACGGCCAGACUGUUUUUGACCUGGCCAGUGAUUCAGCAAUGAAGCAGUGUCUCGAAGGCGUCGUUCAUCGAGGUUUGACCCGUCAUGUCAAGAAGUACGAAGGACCCCUUUGGAAGAGCUCCAGGUUUUUUGGUUGGCGCUCAUACUGGGUCGUUUUGCAGGACGGAGUUUUAUCCUGGUACUCUAAACAGUCUGACGCAGCUACAAAUGUCAAAAGGCAGGGCUGCAAGUCCCUCACUAACUCUCACUGUUUGAUACGAGCCAAAGAUAAUUGCCGUUUUACUCUCAAGUGCUUUGACGACAGCAUCCAUCACUUCAAGGUUUCACCUGAUUCUGACCCCGAUGAUACUAGAAAAAUGUGGCUGGACAUGCUGGAGGAGCACUCGGCUUACAGCACACACUACUGCCCCCCCGAGCAGGGCAGUGUGGGGGACAGCGAGGAGGAGGAGGGAGGAAGGAUGUCCCUUGGGGAGCUGACAGACUCACUGCAGGCAGCAGAGGUCAGCCAGAAGAAGCUGGAGAAGGAGGUGUCCGCAUUCCUGUCCAUGCUGAAAAAUGACGGCCUGUCAGAAGGAUUCCCAUCACCCAUAGUGGAGAAAAUGCAGGAAAUCUGUGAGCUGUCCAGCGACACCGCCUCCAAUCUGAACAUCUGUCUCAGUCUCUUCUCCAAACAGGAAGGGGUGUGCUGUCUGAAAUUGGAGCACGAGUUUGAGAAGAAUAAGAUCCUCUCGGAAGCGUUGCAGACGCUCGCCACGGAGCACCAUAAACUUGAGCAAUCCGUCGUCAAGGGAUCGUCGUCGCGGAGCGCCCUUAGCGAGGAUGAGUUUUACGACGCUGUGUCUGAAUCAGGCUCUGAGCUCUCCCUGAGCGGCUUUGAGACGGUGGCCAGCCAUUCCUUUGAAGAGGACGAGGAGGAAGACGAAGGGUCUGUCAUGCUAAGCAGCCCUUCCAGCAGCCCCGCCAGCAGCAUGUUGCAGGAGGAUCGCCAUGGAGACAGGGAUGAGACUCAACCCAACGGGAUAACAACGCAUAGGAUGAGCUUACCGGCACCGAUGUUUUCAAGAAACGACUUCAGCAUUUGGAGCAUCCUGAGGAACUGCAUCGGCAUGGAGCUCUCCAAGAUUACAAUGCCGGUGAUUUUCAAUGAGCCGCUCAGCUUCCUGCAGCGUCUCGCAGAGUACAUGGAGCACACGUACCUCAUUCAUCAGGCCAACGCAUCCUCGGAUCCUAUUGAGAGGAUGAAGUGUGUGGCUGCGUUUGCCGUGUCCGCUGUAGCUUCCCAGUGGGAGCGGACGGGGAAACCGUUCAACCCUUUGCUAGGAGAAACCUACGAACUGGUCAGAGAGGAUCUGGGCUUCAGGCUCCUAUCGGAGCAGGUGAGCCACCACCCACCAGUCAGUGCCUUCCAUGUUGAGGGCCUGAGGCAAGACUUUGUGUUUCAUGGAUCAAUUUACCCCAAACUGAAGUUCUGGGGGAAAAGUGUGGAAGCUGAACCUAAAGGCACCAUAACGCUGGAGUUGCCCAAGCAUAAUGAGGCCUACACAUGGACCAAUCCUACAUGUUGUGUUCACAACAUCAUUGUGGGUCAGCUGUGGAUCGAGCAGUAUGGAAACGUGGAGCUGAUCAACCACAGAACCGGAGAAAAGUGCUGUCUGAACUUCAAACCGUGUGGACUUUUUGGAAAGGAGCUGCACAAAGUGGAAGGCUAUAUCUUUGAUAAAAGCAAAAAGAAACUGUGUGCGCUCUACGGGAAGUGGACCGAGUGCCUGUACGUUGUUGACCCGGCUGCCUUUGAAGCCCACAAGAAAAGCGACAAAAAAAGUGGAGAAGAGAGGAAAACCAGCAAAGGGGGUUCAGGUGUGGAUCAGGAGGAAGUUCCCUCCCCGGCUGCAGACACUGUGGAGGUGAUUCCUGGCAGCCAGCUGCUGUGGAGGAUCGCACCCAGACCAGCCAACUCUACCCAGAUGUACAGCUUCACCUGUUUCGCGAUGCAGCUGAAUGAGCUGCGUAAGGAGAUGGAAGGAGUCAUUCCCCAAACCGACUGCAGGCUCAGACCGGACAUAAGAGCCAUGGAGAACGGCGACAUCGAUCUCGCCAGCGAGGAGAAGAAGAGACUGGAGGAGAAACAGAGAGCUGCUCGUAAAAACCGCUCCAAGUCGGAUGAAGAGUGGAAGACGAGGAACCCUCCGCUGGGCCCGAGAAAACCACCGGCGGUAGCCUCACGGUCGUUAACGAUGCGCUCUCUCCUUCACCAGCGUGACAGCUCCACGCCCUGGCUCUAAACACAAUCACUCAAACACCGCAGGUCUCUGCCCCCAAAAUCCAUUUCUCCUCCCCAUAAUCCCCGUUAACGUUAGCCCAAAGCACACAACCAGAUCAGCCGACUCCUAAAGCGAUCAUCCACCUUUUCCAGCUCUCUCAGUUCCUGUCCUCUCUCUGAUUUGUUGGACGUUCUGCAGCUCGACGAGUGUUGACGUGCCUCCUCUGUGUUCUCAGGUGGUUCCAGCAGGGACAGAACCCGCACACCCGCUCGCAGGACUGGCUCUUCUCUGGUGGAUACUGGGAUAGGAAGUACGGCCAGCUGCCAGAUAUUUACUAAUCAAGAGAUCCACCAGCGCAGAAACAUUUGCGCCUGUAUAUAAACAUACACCUUUUUUGUUGUUGUUUUUUAAUUUGAUGAAAACGUUCCUGUGAUUAAAAGCACUAGAAGAAGUGUGGGAAAAACCGAGUUCAAAACAGGAAAAGGUUCAUAAAAAGGUCAUUAUCUGUUGUUGUUUGACGAUUCUUUGACAUGUAGCACCUGUACUUACACUGAGACACUUUACUUCUGGUACCUGGGGUUGAAGGUUUUUACUCUGAUCCUCUUUUAAAUGUUUGUAAUUGUAUAUCUGUAUAAAUACACACAUAUAUACUCUCCAGCCAUCGUCCACCUCACUACCACUUCAUUUAAAUCUACAAAAGAUCCCAACAGAUUUUUUCUGGAGGCAGAUGUGAAUAUUUGUCCGUUCUUUGUUAGGCUUUUGCCUUGUAAAGUAAAAAAAUACUAUUUUCUGUAUUAAUACAUCCUUAUGAACUAAUGAGCUUCCUAGCAGGACUCUGCUUCUUAAAGACGUGUCCACGUGAAUUACAGAAUUUAAAUUUGAUCCUGCGUUUGUUACAAAUCUAAAUUGUUAAUAUUGUACAGAAACAGAAAAAAAACAUUCCUGGGUUUAUGAGGUUACUUCUCUGUUACUAUCUCCGUUUUAAGUCAUUUUUUCAUCCAUAUAAACAUUGAAGGUAUUUUAUUUCAACUCUAAAUAAAACAUUUCAAUGUA